Amyelois transitella is the source of this 1368-nucleotide messenger RNA. RefSeq lists its product as uncharacterized. The transcript has 5 exons. Gene Ontology annotation, molecular function: protein binding. Bases 1 to 1368 code for a protein of 455 amino acids. The record is from RefSeq and is a predicted model, not a curated record. NCBI's taxonomy places the organism in Eukaryota, Metazoa, Arthropoda, Insecta, Lepidoptera, Pyralidae.
AUGUUCCGAGAUUUUUUAGAGGAGGGUCAUGUCGAUAGUGUAUCAGCGAGCGCGCGCAGUUCUGGGCGCGAAGCCGUGGACGAGAUCACGUCUAAGGAUUUGCCACCCCCGUACCGGGAAAGUGAAAAUGGUGAUAACGAACUGUCAUAUGAAGAAUUUCGCGACUCGAUUCACGUCGCGCCAUGUGAAGUAGUAGAUUUGCUGGCCAACUGUAAGAUAACGUCGCCGGCUGAAAACAGUGACACUGAGGCGGAGUACGCGGAAAUACCAGACAUGGGGCUUUGGCACUCCACGCCGCUUGCGAAGCGGCACAAGUCCAAGAUAUCCCUAACGUGGGUCUUGAAAGAAAACUUGGAAAACACAAAAAUGCCACAGAAGCCUCAGAAUGAUGAGAGUAACAAUGGAACUAACGUGGACAGACAUCAGCGACACAAUCAGAAAUUUAACGAGAGUGAUUACAGAAAGUGCAAGUCGGGAGAAGUGCGCGAUAGGGUCGUGGGUCGCAACGAAUUUUACCAUAACCUUAGAUUUAAGAGUGCUUGUGAGGAACUUGUGAGUGGACAGCAGACCUAUUCGGACACCAGUGUAGGCACUGAAGAAUAUGCAAGAAGACGGCAUAGGCAUCGGCACAGGAGGAAGAAAAAACGCCCUCAUACCAAGUUUGGUUACGACAUUCGAGAUUUGGAUAGCUUUUUAACAGAGGCUUCCAUCGACCGUCCUGGCAACAUCCCAGUAGUGGUCGCUUACCCCACGACGCUGUACCAAACCCAGAAGGAGUGCCAGCGCGAGCUGACCCUACCCCUUGGUACGGUCGUCAACGCAGUCUUCAAGAACCAAUUGUGGCUGUAUGCGCAGACGCCGCACGGAGAGGAGGGAUACGUGCUGUAUAGCGCGUGUUUGCCGUUAGGAAUAUUACCAAAUAGGACCCCAGAUAAGAAAACUCCCUGCUGGGAAAGCAGCACGGACAUCUACCCUAGACCCUGCGGAAACCUGACCGACACCGAGAAGGAGCAACUGAGAGGGCGCACCAGCUCCGAAUGUCGGUACAAAACGCGCGAGAAACGACGCGCCAAAACCUCCUGCGCAGAAAAAGACUUUGACAGCUUGUAUUUAAAGACCAAAUCUGUUUCACACAUCGACAAAAUCCAAGAUAAAGAAAACAUAGAGUUAAAAACAAAAAGACAGACGUUGUUAGUGAUUACUUGUGAUUAUAAAGGUGUAAAUAAAAGUUUGUCUGUGGUGAAAGGUGAUGUGGUGUCGUUACUUCAACGGUUUGAGGGGGACAAUGCGGAUUGGUUUUAUGUCAGAAAGAAAGAUGGGAACCAUGGGUAUAUACCUGCUGCCAUUGCUGGUCAUGGUUAUAUUUGA